GUACGUGGGGAACCUGUCAAGAGAUGUGACCGAAGCUCUAAUCCUCCAGCUGUUCAGCCAGAUCGGACCAUGCAAAAACUGCAAGAUGAUCAUGGAUACAGCUGGAAAUGAUCCGUACUGUUUUGUGGAGUUCUAUGAGCACCGGCACGCAGCUGCGGCCCUGGCUGCUAUGAAUGGCCGGAAGAUAAUGGGUAAGGAGGUCAAAGUGAACUGGGCGACGACCCCCAGCAGCCAGAAGAAAGACACCAGCAGUAGUACCGUUGUCAACACACAGCGUUCACAAGACCAUUUCCAUGUCUUUGUCGGAGACCUCAGUCCAGAAAUCACCACUGAAGAUAUAAAAGCAGCUUUUGCGCCGUUCGGAAGAAUAUCAGACGCCCGCGUGGUGAAGGACAUGGCGACGGGAAAAUCCAAGGGCUACGGCUUCGUCUCCUUCUUCAACAAAUGGGACGCGGAGAACGCCAUCCAGCAGAUGGGCGGGCAGUGGCUCCGCGGGGGGCUCAUGCGCCAGACCUUUUCCCCCUUCGGGCAGAUCAUGGAGAUCCGAGUCUUCCCGGAUAAAGGCUACUCCUUUGUACGGUAG
Molecule: messenger RNA, 583 nt
Organism: Leptosomus discolor (cuckoo roller)
Lineage: Eukaryota; Metazoa; Chordata; Aves; Leptosomiformes; Leptosomidae
Source: RefSeq, a predicted model, not a curated record